AUGGCUGAUGAACUAGACCAAGAAUCCACAAGGGUUCAACAUCAAUAUUACCCAAAAGACCCAGAUGCAUACAGAAUCUUGGAAGAGAUUGGUGGUGGUGCUAGUGCCACAGUUCACAAAGCAUCAUGUGUCCACAGCCAGGAGGAGUCAAGUUUGGUUGCAAUCAAAAUCAUUGAUCUUGAACUUGAACAAUCUCCAAUCGAUUUAGAUAGUCUCCGAAGUGAAAGCACAACCAUGUCACUUCAUUCACACCCUAACGUUCUUCCAUCCCAUUGUUCUUUCGUUGUUGAUCACUAUCUUUGGCUGGUUAUGCCUUACAUGGCUGGUGGUUCUCUCCAAUCCAUAAUCUGUUCUUGCUUCCCUGAAGGCCUACCAGAGCCAUGCAUUGCUAUAGUUCUCAAUGAAAUCCUAAAGGGAUUGUAUUAUCUCCAUGAUCGAGGCCAUUUACACACAGAUAUCAAGGCAGGCAACAUUCUUGUAGACACAGAUAAUUGCAGCAUAAAUCUUGCAGAUUAUGGCAAAUCGGCCUUGAUUUACGACUCAAGUAGCAUUGUGGGAUCAUCCUCAUUGUCUUCCUCGUCAAGAAUGAGAUUAACUGAUGUUGAAGGGACCCCAUAUUGGAUGGCACCAGAGGUUAUACAUGACUCAGAUACAGGUUAUAGUUUCAAGGCUGAUAUAUGGUCUUUUGGUAUUACUGCAUUGGAAUUAGCCCAUGGUCGACCUCCUGUCACUCACCUUCCUCCUUCAAAGUCUUUGAUCAUGAAGAUAAAGAAGAGGUUUGGGUUCUCUUAUUAUGAUGAUGAGAAGCACAAGAAAGAUUUCAAGAACAAAAACUUCUCUAAAGAGUUUAAAGAUAUGGUUACUUCUUGUCUUAAUCAAGACCCUUCAAAGAGACCUUCUGUUGAUCAGCUUUCAGAGUAUUCUUUCUUCAAGAACUGUAAAGGAUUAGACUUUUUGUUCAAGAAGGUUUUCGAUGGGUUGCCUAAUGUUGAAGAAAGAUUCAAAAAAGUCAAGGCUUUAAAUGAUGGGACGUCGUCAAGCCAUAUUAUUGGUGGUACUGAUAUUGAAGAAGAAGAAAAGGGUACCGACUCAGUGGGUCCAAGUGUGAAUGCUAUAAGGAUCAGUGGCUGGAAAUUUAUUGAGGAUGAAUUCGUGCUUGACCCAGUAUUCCAUAAUGACUCAGAAGAUGAUGAAGUUGUGAAGAUGGUUCGUUUUGGAGGUGAAACCAUUAUUCCGGACGCGAACAUGAGUAGAAUAGAAGGACUUGUUAAUGGCUUUGAUCGAAAUAAAAUGUUAGAUGGUUUAGUGACAUUAAAGAGGAGUUUGGAAGAGCAGAAAAGGGUAUUAGUAAAUCUGAUUGUUCAAUUCGGUGGGGAAGCUGAUGGAGAGGAACAAAUGGUGCAAAGGAUUGAGAAUCUGCUGGAGGAGUUGGACAUUGAGAAGGAAAAGAACUUUAAGUUGGAGAUUGAAUUGGAAACUAUUAAUAAUGUGAUUUCUGGUGCAAACAAUGAUGCUUCUGCUACUAUUACUGAUGGAAACUUUUUCGAUGGUAUUGACGACUGA
Molecule: messenger RNA, 1563 nt
Organism: Dovyalis caffra
Lineage: Eukaryota; Viridiplantae; Streptophyta; Magnoliopsida; Malpighiales; Salicaceae
Source: the annotation of a GenBank genome assembly